GGGCGUCUUUAUUGACGAAGAGGGGUUUGUAAUUUCAAAUUUCUAGAAAUAAAUGUUUACAUUCUUGAGAAUCAAUGUUAAGGAACGGGAAAUGAAAGAAUGCAAGCCGGGAAAUGAAGGUGGAGAGGCGCACCUUGUCUUCGGCAGCGGCGAAGCCAUUGUGAUAUUCUUUCCCGAAUCCGUGCCGGAUUUAGGUACGCCUGCUUUGUUUGAUGAGAGACGUCGCUGUGGAACGUGGGGCGCCCAAACCCUCCGAUUCAUAGGUCUCCCUUCUCUGUUCUGUAGGGUUUAAUCUCUCUCUCUCUCUCUCCAUGGCAUCUAUAUCUUUCAAUCUCAAAUUUUCCCCCACCACCGCCGGUGCCGCCCCUGUGAGCACCACCGCCGUCAUGUCUUUCCUUCCCAGGAAUCCAUCUCUCUCGCUCUUCUGUUUGAACUCCGCUUCAUUUCACCAUGCCCCAGAAUCGCACACCUUCGCAACCCGAAUAUACCAAACCCCCGUAAUCUGCUCCUCCACUCUCCGUCGCCGCCCGGAAUACAUCCCCAGCCACAUCUCCGACCCCGCCUACGUGCGCGUCUUCGACACCACUCUCCGCGAUGGGGAGCAAUCGCCCGGCGCCACCAUGACCAGCAAGGAGAAGCUCGACAUCGCCCGCGAGCUCGCCAAGCUCGGCGUUGACAUAAUAGAGGCCGGGUUUCCUGCGGCCUCAAAGGACGACCUUGAGGCCGUGAAAAUGAUCGCCGCCGAGGUCGGCAAAGAUGUUGACGGCGAGGGGUACGUGCCGGUCAUAUGCGGUCUGGCGCGGUGUAAUAAGAACGACAUUAAUGCGGCGUGGGAAGCCGUCAAGCAUGCAAAGCGGCCCAGGAUUCAUACGUUUAUUGCAACCAGCGAGAUUCAUAUGCAGUAUAAGCUGAAGAAGUCGAGGGACGAGGUGAUUGAGACUGCGAGGACUAUGGUGAGAUACGCAAGGAGCCUUGGCUGUCAGGAUGUGGAGUUCAGUCCCGAAGAUGCAGGGAGAUCUGACAGGGAGUUUCUUUAUCAAAUUUUGGGGGAAGUAAUUGUUGCUGGGGCCACAACUCUGAACAUCCCUGAUACUGUUGGUUAUACCUUGCCUAGUGAAUUUGGGCAACUGAUUGCUGAUAUUAAAUCCAACACUCCUGGAAUUGAAAAUGUGAUCAUUUCAACGCACUGCCAAAACGAUCUUGGACUUUCUACUGCCAACACAAUAGGGGGGGUAUGUGCUGGUGCAAGACAAGUAGAAGUAACCAUCAACGGUAUUGGUGAAAGAGCUGGGAAUGCAUCCUUGGAGGAGGUUGUAAUGGCUUUAAAAUGCCGUGGAGAGCAACUAUUAGGAGGCCUUUAUACUGGGAUCAGAACGCAAUACAUUGUUAUGGCAAGCAAGAUGGUUGCUGAGUACACGGGAUUGCAUGUGCAGCCACACAAGGCCAUUGUUGGAGCUAAUGCUUUUGCUCAUGAAAGUGGUAUCCAUCAGGAUGGAAUGCUUAAACACAAAGGUACAUAUGAGAUUAUAGCUCCUGAGGAUAUUGGACUUUUUCGGUCUAAUGAAUCUGGUCUUGUGCUUGGAAAACUUAGUGGUCGCCAUGCUUUGAAAACUCGACUUUUGGAGCUUGGAUAUGAUAUUGAUGGUAAGGAACUUGAUAAUAUCUUUUGCCGUUUCAAAACAGUGGCUGAGAGGAAAAAGCAUAUUACCGAUGUUGAUUUAAUUGCAUUGAUAUCUGACGAAAUUUUUCAGCCACAAGUUGUAUGGUCACUUGGUGAUAUGCAGGUGACUUGUGGAACCCUUGGUCUUUCCACUGCAACCAUUAAACUCAUUGACACCAAUAAGGAAGAGCAUAUUGCUUGUUCAGUUGGAAAUGGACCUCUUGAUUCAGCUUACAAGGCCAUUGAUCUUAUUGUAAAGGUUCCAGUGACCCUUCUUGAGUACUCCAUGAGUGCAGUCACAGAAGGCAUAGAUGCAAUAGCUACAACCCGAGUUCUAAUUCGUGGGGAGGAAAAUCACACAGCAACCCAUGCUUUGACUGGAGAAACCAUUCAUCGUACAUUUAGUGGAACUGGAGCAGGAAUGGAUAUUGUUGUUUCCAGUGUUCGAGCCUAUAUAAGCGCAUUAAACAAAUUAUUAGGCUUUGAAAUGCCCUCUGGACCAAAGAAUCAUGUAGAGGAGUCUCAAGUAUCUGUUUGAGGAAGGCUCCUCUAAAUCAAGGAUUGUGGAGAUGGAAGACAUGUAUUGAUUUGUAUUACCAUCAUGGGAUCUAGAAGAUGGGGGUAGCAACUCUUAGUCGUUGUGUUGCCAGCUAUAGCAAUUUUUGUUUAUGGGCAUUCCUCAGUGUUGAUCUUUGAAGGCUUGCUACGUCAUUAAAAUCUGUUGUUCAAAGUUCAAGGCUUCUAUUAAGUGACCUUGGGCUUUUGUUCUUUUUUUGAAUUAAUAGUUAUCAUUAGAACUCCAUUUGAAGUAACCAAUAUGUUCAGCGAGAACUAGAAGUACAUUGGAAUUUCUCUCAUGUUUUGUUUGUGUAAUUAUACAAGAUGGGGGUAGCAACUCUUAGUUGUUGUAUUGCCAGCUAUAGCAAUUUUUUUUCAUGGGCA
This is a messenger RNA of Malania oleifera, 2602 nucleotides long. Its product is annotated as 2-isopropylmalate synthase A-like. Bases 312 to 2198 code for a protein of 628 amino acids. The record is from RefSeq and is a predicted model, not a curated record. Gene Ontology annotation, molecular function: 2-isopropylmalate synthase activity. The transcript is spliced from 13 exons. Gene Ontology annotation, cellular component: chloroplast. NCBI's taxonomy places the organism in Eukaryota, Viridiplantae, Streptophyta, Magnoliopsida, Santalales, Ximeniaceae. Gene Ontology annotation, biological process: L-leucine biosynthetic process.